This is a messenger RNA of Dothidotthia symphoricarpi CBS 119687, 1933 nucleotides long. RefSeq lists its product as uncharacterized. Lineage: Eukaryota; Fungi; Ascomycota; Dothideomycetes; Pleosporales; Dothidotthiaceae. The record is from RefSeq and is a predicted model, not a curated record. Bases 1 to 1620 code for a protein of 539 amino acids. The transcript has 3 exons.
AUGGAAGUUUCAAAGGAUUCUGUACAGUCUGGCGAUGCACAUUCAGCCUUAUCGAAGGUUGUAGGAUCAAACCAACAAAGCUCACGGCCGAGAGCUAAACAACCACGUCACAAGCAUUCUCAAGAAGAAUGGAACGAACUACGCGGUGUUAUCACAGAUCUCUACAUCAAAUCGGACAAGAAGGCUGAAGAAGUUCUUGAGAUCCUGGAGACAGGUUACAAUUUUCGGGUUGGUCUUCGCAAAUUCAAGGAUUGGCUCAAAGAAAAUGGCAUCUCAAAAAACGUCCAGAAGUCCGAUAUGUUCAUUUUGUACACCAAACGUCACGCUCGCCUAAUCACUGAGGGCAAGAAAACAAAUAUCUACAAAGACAAAAGCCUUUUGGAUAACGCUCGUUUUGAUCGGUUUGGUGAGAGGAACUGCCUUGAUGUAGACGCGCUGACCUAUCAGACCGCUGCAACCCCAGACGGUUAUACAUAUGCAACACCACACGCCGCUGGUACGGGUAUAGACUGGGAACCUGUCUUGGAUUCCACGCUACUUCAAUUCUCUACCACACCAAGGCCUAUGCAAGCAAUUUUUGGGGAUGUCUUCGAUGUAGAGAGCUGUUUCGAACAAGAUGCCCAUAUCCACCAAAUCGGAGUAUUUGGGCUCAGGAUGGCUUCUGAGAAACACAAUGAGGAUCUCUCAGUACUACUCCAGCAGUGCCUACCGUUGGCUAAGGAUCUCAUGGAUUUUGUCUCAUUGCCUUCAGCUUCCGUUGCUCACGAUGUGUCAGACCUACAUCCACCAGAUAUAAGAGUACCCAAGGUCCAAAUCACGUUCACUGGGAAGUGUUCGAACAUAUUUACUGAACCUUCGAUAGCCGACGUUGUAUCCUACCUGAAGCAUUCGGAGACGUGCUCGAGGUUGCUACAGCUGAGCUCAGCAGACCAGGGAAGAUGGAAGCAGGAUUGGUAUGCGAUGGAUCCGGACGAGCAAACCACGUCUAAAAGACUUUGUGAGACCUUUCUCGGGAUACCGAACAGCUAUAAUGAUGCAAUGGUAUUCAUGCAUAUCUCAGUAUUACUUUCGUCGCCGAAGGAUCUAGCGGAUACUGUCAUCGCAAGAAUUUCUCUUGGAGUCGAUACAAGGGACGUUCCGGAGUGUAGGAUAUGCCAGCGAAAGGUUGUGUCUGUGGACUGCAUUAGCGGAACACGAGCAGUUCAGUUGAAUGUGCCUCUCCAGUCAGCAUGGAGUGGGAGUUGGAAGCCAUCACAAAUCUCAACCACCGAGAUCACGGAGCACGUGAGAUGGUGUGACUACGUCUAUUCCCUGAGAGGGUGGUUCAUUCACCUCUCCUCUUGUGUGCGCAGGUAUGAAACUCUUGUGAACGACAUGGAACGUACGGAUUCGGAUUGGAUUGAAGAAGACGAGAACGAGAUAUGGGAUGAGAUUUGGGACCCAAUGGACGUAUGCACGCCCUUGCUGACGUUCCAGCCAUACAAUGUUGCGACUCCUGCGGCUUUGUGUGCGUUCAACGAUUUUGGACUUGUGCUUCCUGAGAGUUCUGAAGAAAUGGAUAGUCCCAAGUUCGAACCUGAUGCUACUGACGUCGAUGUUUGGGAUCCCAAUGGGAGUUGAGGAAUGGCGUAAAGUCGCAAAGAAAAUGCAAAACGAAGAGCUUUUAUGUAUUUUGUAUAGUUAUCUGAAUUAGACUGGGCGACCGUCCGAACACCUCCUCGUCAUCCAGUGUUCGGCUGGGGCAGCUUACCACCUUCAAUGAGAGGUAUGGGAUAGCCAAUGUUCACUCAAGACGAGCCCUCUUGGCUGGUGGCAAACUCGAUUCUGACUCAAUGACCUUCCGCGGAGCAGUGUGCCGGAUUGCCGUCUCCAAUCCAUCGUAUGAAAGUUUCUCCUUCUUGAUAGAACACAGCCUAGUGGAUAUCUUCACUGC